CCUAUCCAGGCUGUUGUGCGGUCCGGUGUCAGUGUAACAUGUCAGUCGCGCAGUCUGAAGGACGCAGGGACACAAUAGCUGCGGGUGUAGCCCCGGAGGAAGAGAGCGGGCCGCUGGGAGACUGAGGCCGGAGGAGGAGGAGGGAUCUCUGGGCGGCUCCGCUCCCGCUGCUCAGCUGUUCCUGUCAGACAAACGUCUCCCGAACCACCGCAGGCGCUUCGGGAUUCGACCUGUCAACAAGUAAACAGGUAAAUAACUGCCAUGGCCUCAGGGGGAGCCUCAGCCCCAGGAGUCACCCAAUGGGCCACUAAGGUGGAGCUGACCAUCUCCUGUGACAACCUCCUGGACAUGGACGUCUUCUCCAAGUCGGAUCCUCUGUGCGCCUUGUACAUCAACACUUCAGGCUCCCACUGGUAUGAGUAUGGACGCACCGAGAUGAUCCUGAACUGCCUGAAUCCAAAGUUUGCCAAGAAGUUUGUCAUCGACUACUAUUUCGAGAUGGUGCAGAAGAUGAAGUUUUGCGUGUAUGACAUCGACAACAACACCUAUGACCUGAGCGAUGAUGAUUUUCUGGGGGAGCUUGAAUGCACCCUGGGUCAGAUUGUUUCCAGCAAGCAGCUGACUCGAUCUCUGUUGCUGACAGACAAGAGGCCUGCAGGUCGGGGGACCAUAACAAUCUGUGCUGAAGAAAUAACCGACACUAGAGUGGCUGAUUUUGAGGUGUCGGGCUGCAGGAUGGACAAAAAGUAUCUGUGGUGGUCCGACCCUUUCCUGGAGUUCUACAAGCAGACAGAGACCGGCUGGCAGCUGGCUCACAGGACAGAGGUUGUGUACAACAACCUAAACCCGAUAUGGAGACCCUUCCGCAUUCCGAUGCGAUCGCUCUGUGGAGGAGAUGUGGAGAAGCCGAUUAAGGUGUACUGUUACGACCAUCGCGUCAGUGGCUCCCAUGAUCUCAUUGGAAGCUUCCAAACCACACUCGCAGAGUUGCAAGUGGGAACACACGUUUUCCCGGCUGAAUUCGAGUGCAUAAACCCGAAAAAGUUAAAGAAGAAAAACUAUAAAAACUCUGGGGUCAUUUGCGUCAAGCGCUGCCAGUUGGUGAAGGACUACACCUUCCUGGAUUAUAUUAUGGGCGGUUGUCAGAUCAACUUCACUAUCGCCAUUGACUUCACAGGAUCCAACGGGGAUCCAAGCUCCCCACGCUCUCUCCACUACGUCAACCCAGAUGGCUACAACGAAUACCUGGCAGCCAUCUGGGCAGUGGGUAAUGUCAUCCAGGACUAUGACAGUACCAAAAUGUUUCCUGUCUUUGGUUUUGGAGCCAAGAUCCCUCCCUCCUGGCAGGUUUCCCAUGAGUUUCCCAUCAAUUUUAAUCCAGCAAAUCCAUUCUGUGCAGGCAUCGAGGGAGUGGUGCAGGCUUACCAGCAGUGUCUACCCCAGCUGAAGCUCUGGGGUCCCACCAACUUUUCUCCGGUUAUUGACCACGUCACCUGCUUCGCCAAACAAGCUCUCCGGCAGAACAGGGCCUCGCAAUACUUCGUGCUGCUCAUCAUCACAGACGGAGUGAUCACAGACAUGGAUCAGACGUGUGCUGCGAUAGUCGAGGCCUCUCGUCUGCCCAUGUCUAUCAUCAUAGUGGGCGUGGGCGAUGCAGACUUCAGCGCGAUGGAGUUCCUCGACAGCGACGACAAGCUGCUGCGUUCGCCGACCGGCGACACCGCUGCGAGAGACAUCGUCCAGUUUGUGCCCUUCAGGGAUUUCCAAGGAAACAGCGUGGCCCUCGCCCAGAACGUCCUGGCUGAGCUGCCCGAUCAAGUGUCCUCCUUCUUCAAUUCUUACAAACUGAAGCCCCCAAAUAUAUCCAGUGUUUCUGAGCCGUCUUAGAAAGGUGGGAUAAUUAUCCCAAAUACCUCAUAUCUACCACAUGCCUGCAUCUUGUGCACCCCCUUAACUAAGUUCACUGUAUGAAUGGUGCAAAGCAACACCAAGAAUAGUUAUUUACAGCUUGUGCUGUCGCGUGUAGAGGAAGAAAAUUAGGGUCAAAUCAAAGAUUGUAUAUAUUAUGUUUUGAAAUUUGUUUUGAAUUGUUGAAGAUGAAUUCCUGUGACAUGAUGCCUUGUAAUGCAUGAAAUCACCAAGCAAUCAUAAUAAAAGUAAUCACACUGUGCACCACGAGCGUAUCACUGUGACAUGCUGCGAUGGCUCUGUUGAUUAAAUUGUUGUUUAAAUGUU
Messenger RNA from Hippoglossus stenolepis (Pacific halibut), 2235 nucleotides. Its product is annotated as copine-3. Gene Ontology annotation, cellular component: plasma membrane. The record is from RefSeq and is a predicted model, not a curated record. Gene Ontology annotation, molecular function: receptor tyrosine kinase binding; calcium-dependent phospholipid binding. NCBI's taxonomy places the organism in Eukaryota, Metazoa, Chordata, Actinopteri, Pleuronectiformes, Pleuronectidae. Gene Ontology annotation, biological process: ERBB2 signaling pathway; cellular response to calcium ion. Bases 262 to 1887 code for a protein of 541 amino acids. The transcript has 16 exons.